Aedes albopictus (Asian tiger mosquito) is the source of this 806-nucleotide messenger RNA. RefSeq lists its product as uncharacterized. Bases 293 to 667 code for a protein of 124 amino acids. The record is from RefSeq and is a predicted model, not a curated record. The transcript is spliced from 2 exons. Lineage: Eukaryota; Metazoa; Arthropoda; Insecta; Diptera; Culicidae.
ACUUAUGUUCCGAAUGGUCCAAAGUCAAUCCAUUUGACAGUGCUGAUCGUAUCCUGCUUUUUUUUUUGGAUGUAAUCAACAGCGACACUUUAGUGCAUUUUUCAUACUGGGAGAAAGGAAUCCCCCAAAAAACCAUUCGCGGGCUUCCUUACUUUCUACUUUUGCAAACCGGAACCGAGCAGUUUAUUGCAUUGCAUUGCAUCGAAAAUUGUAGCCCUUUUGGCGAAAGCCUAUAAAAUGCAUCGCACUUGCCGUCGAUGCGUUCAGUUAGUUCCGAAAAGUCGUCGCAAAAAUGAAAUUCUGGCAAGGAAUUGUGCUGGUGAUCGCUGUGGUGACCAUUUCCCAGCUGGUGGAAUCAGUCCGGCCGGUGAACGGCGGAAACCAAAUCGUAACGCUGGGGACGUUUGCCGCCGCCGACGUGACGUGUUUGACGAAGAAGAUUUUCAAGUUCCAACCCGAUCCGCAGACGAUCAAUUUCAUCAGUACAACCGCCAUCAACUGGAUAAGGGUGACCCAGCUGUCUCAGUAUGGCGUCAGAAGCGGAGUUUCGGCAAGUGUGGUCGGUGGUGCCCUCGCAACCGAAAUGGUCACGCUGAGCGUCGAAGAUACGGGCAACAAGAGCUUCUUCCAGAGCGAUGUUCUAGUGGAGAUGAGAUGUGCGCCAUAAGUUGAAGUUUUGUUUAUUAUUUGUAGAAUAAUUUUAGGUUAUUUCAAUACUAUUUAUUAAUUACCUUUAGUGUCCAUAGAACAUGUGUAGUGCUUUCGAAUCAAGAAUAUGUGUUCAAUAAACCAUCAAUUACAUAUGA